Molecule: messenger RNA, 690 nt
Organism: Beauveria bassiana ARSEF 2860
Lineage: Eukaryota; Fungi; Ascomycota; Sordariomycetes; Hypocreales; Cordycipitaceae
Exons: 1
Coding region: 1-690 (229 amino acids)
Source: RefSeq, a predicted model, not a curated record
AUGACGACUCUUCCACCCUCGGUCACUGAGAACCGCCAUAUCCCAAACGCCCGCGAUUCUCCCAAGCUAUUAUCCACCGACUCCUUGCAGUCGCACCCUGUUGCCUCAGCCGCGAAGAGCACCCCCUCGGGCAAACGCGGCAGCGUACGCCGCAUGUCCAAGCGCGACCGCUACACGGCGGCCGACCUCGACGACGACAUGGCGCUAGCCAAGAGCAAGGUGCGCAUGCCCUGCGACGACAACAGCCAAAACACAUCCAGGGCCGCAGCCGCGGCUACGACCGCACGCACCACACCCAACGUACACACGGAGUCGGCAGACAACAUCGCUGAGAAGGCGCAGAUUGCUGCGCUGCGCAAAGUCGGUCUGCUGUACGACGACGCGAGCCCACGCGACCGCCGACUUACCCUCGACAACAUCUCGCACGACGAGCCAAGCUACGUGAUUCGCCCCGCAAAGCCGCGGGCGCGAAAGCACGGUGGCACGGGUAGCGCCGCGUCGCCGAGUCUUUCAUAUUUGGACCUUGGCGAAGACGAGAGCCUGAUAAAGUACGGCCUAGCACUGUCAAUGUCCGAGGCGGACGCAGCAGAUGCGAGUUCGACGCUCACCUCGCCGGCGUUGCGAGCGAUCCAAGAGAUGGGAGACGCCACUUUAGAGAGCUGGGUCAUUCUCGAUAACACGGACGCCUAA